AUGAACCUACGUGAGACAAUCGAAUUAAACAAGCGUGAUCUAUCUAUCUAUCUAUCUAUCUAUCUAUCUAUCUAUCUAUCUAUCUCAGGAUGUUCCUAUCUAUCUAUCUAUGUGACGCUUAUCCUGUUCUAUCUAUCAAUCUAUGUGACGCUUUUCGUAGCUAUGUAUCUAUCUUUCUCAGGCUAUUUGUUUCCAUCUUUCUGUCUAAUUCUGUUCAUUAUAUAUCAUUUUCGUCUUGAUAAUAUCUAUCUGUUCAUAUAUCUGUCGGAUCACAUCUAUCUAUCUAUCUAUCUAUCUAUCUAUCUAUCUAUCUAUCUAUCUAUCUAUAAAAUCAGUCUUUUCAUUAUCUAUCUAUCGCGCGAUCCCAGACUGUUUACAUCUAUCUAUCUAUCUAUCUAUCUAUCUAUCUAUCUAUCUAUCUAUCUAUCUAUCUAUCUCAAGUUGUUCCUAUCUAUCAAUCUAUGUGACGCGUUUCGUAGCUAUGUAUCUAUCUAUCUAUCGCAGGCUAUUUGUUUCCCUCUUUCUGUCUAA
Molecule: messenger RNA, 531 nt
Organism: Acanthosepion pharaonis
Lineage: Eukaryota; Metazoa; Mollusca; Cephalopoda; Sepiida; Sepiidae
Source: the annotation of a GenBank genome assembly